Messenger RNA from Zingiber officinale, 1965 nucleotides. RefSeq names its product protein WVD2-like 4. The transcript has 11 exons. Gene Ontology annotation, molecular function: microtubule binding. Gene Ontology annotation, biological process: microtubule cytoskeleton organization. Bases 419 to 1738 code for a protein of 439 amino acids. Lineage: Eukaryota; Viridiplantae; Streptophyta; Magnoliopsida; Zingiberales; Zingiberaceae. The record is from RefSeq and is a predicted model, not a curated record.
AUGCGAUGGUGGCCGUCGUCCGUUUUGUCCUCUUGCUGCGGAGGAGACAAAGCGACAGCGAUAGAGAGAGCGAGCGAGGCGGCGGGCGAUCGAUCGAUCGAUCGAAUCCGAGGUCGUCGCCGAGAGAGAAACAAGAGUUCUUGAGGAGGGAGGAAGAUCGGUGUGAGUGUUUGGUUCGAUCCUGUCUCCGGCGAGUUCCUUUCGAGUUCAGAGGGCCCGAUCUUGUCGGACGAGUGCGGAUCGGAGGGUGUUGCCCGUUGAUUCUUCCGAUACCUUUAGAUCUCGCUGCACUAGGCGCUCAGACGAGCUCCGAAGUUAGAAGGAUCAGCCUCCAGAGUUGGAUUGUAGACUGUGAGUUGCAGACGACUCGUGCUUUGAUGAAUCACUUCAAUUCUAGUUGGUGACCUCACGUUGUAACAUGGAUUCUGGUGAUGGAGUUGAGAUGGAUUGUAAAGCACCCCCGGAGAAGGAACCCAAGGUUAAUGGGUUCGGUGCUCAUAUAAACAAGGAAAAUCAUGUUGAUAGUGACUCUGAAAUUGCAUCUAAGAUUGAAGUGCUUGAUUCUUCUGGAGGCAAGGAAGAAGUUUCUGUAUCCCCUAAGAACAAAACGCCAUAUUCUGCUAUGACUAAGGAAGGCCAGCCUAAGGCAAAAAGUCAAUUGAAGAUGACAUCAGAAGUUACUGGUGGCCGGAAUGGUUCUGCAGUUGAAGUUCCCAAAAAGGGGAAUAUUCUUAAGCAAAGUAUCUCAUUUCCUUCCAGAGGUUCUCGCGCAAAUAGCAUCCGAAAAUCUUCCAGUUCCGCUAGGCAGUCUACAGUUAUGCCAUCAAUUGCAGGUGCAAUAGGUAAUGUUGAUAUUAAGCAUUCUGCUUUGUCUGCUGAACCAAAUGCUCGGAAAAAGUUGAAUCAUAAGAUGAUUGACUCUGUGGAGGCAACUAAAAACGGAUCUGCUUCUGGAGCUGCAAAAUGGCAUUACAGGUCAAAUGAUCACAAAACAAUUCCCUUGACGCACACAUUGCCUACAAAAAAGGAUGAUGAUGCUAACUCAAUUGCCUCUUCAACACGUGCGAGACAAAGCAUUGGUUCUACUUUUAGCUUUAAGUUGGAUGAGCGCGCUGAGAAAAGAAAAGAGUUUUUCAUGAAACUUGAAGAGAAGAAUCAUGUGAGGGAGUUGGAAAAGAACAACUUACAGGAAAAAUCUAAGGAGAAUCAAGAGGCCGAGGUCAGAAAGCUGAGGAAGAGCUUGACAUUUAAAGCCACCCCACUGCCAAGCUUUUAUCAGGAACCUGGACCUCCUAAAGUUGCACUAAAGAAGAUCCCGAUCACACGCGCUAGGUCACCAAAACUUGGCCGUCGCAAGUCAAUUGUCACUACAUCUCAAGCUGGCAAUUCAAGUGAGAACUCCUGUGUAACCAUUAGCGCAAACAAACUGAAUGAAGGUAGUGGUGAGGCCAUAGGCAUCAAGGGGAAAUCGCUUACUUCAAAUAACCCAAAGCAGAAGACGAUUUCCAAGAUUUCCUCACAAAAUUCUAAAACAGUUAAGCCCUAUGCAAAAUCAUCUGACUCGGUUACAAAACCUUCAAAUCAAAAGCCCAAAAUACAGAAUUUCAAAGCUGAAACCAGCAGCAUCGCAAUUGAGAUAGCAACUCCUGGCGUCAAGGACCAAUUUGAGGAAGAUAAAAUAGUUGCUGAAGUAGCUGAGCUUGUCGUCGGACAUGAGGAAAUUGCGGCGCAAAGUUAAAAGACGUGAGCCUGUUUUUGAGUUGGGCAUAUACAAAUAGUCUUGAUGAUUUCUAUUGUCCUGAACAAGGUUGAUUGUCUUGUGAGACUAGAUUAUAAGUAUUGUUUGAUUUGUUUCCUCUUUUAGGGUUUGAUUUGGUAAUGGUUGUCUGUUAUGUCACCCAGUGAAGUAGACCGACUGUCAGGCCUUCUUUUGAUGUGUAAUGCAUCCUUGGGUUCCUUUUGCCA